UUUUGAAACAGCCCAGACAAGCAGCUCAUGGAUGAGCUGGUGCAGCGCAUCAAGUGUGCCAGCCCUCUGGAGGUGCUUGCCAUCACGUGGGCGCAUGCCGCGGAGCUGGAUGCGACCACUGCCGUAGCAGCGCUGGAGGUGAUCGCGGGUGAGCCGGAGAGAGUGCAGCGCGACAUGCGCGUGGCAAAGCUGGUGUUCGACCUCAACACCAUGGCCCACUGCAAUCGAAUCCGGGGUCGCCUCAUCCCACGCUGCGUGGCAGCCUGCUCAAAGCUGGGCCUGCGGCAGCCCUCCCUCUUCUUCUGCCUUUGUGCAGCUGCCCAGAAGAGAAUCCAGGAGUUCUCUGCCUCUGAGUUGGCCCAACUGCUUUACCACCUUGCACGUAGCGGCAUCUCCGACCUGGACUUCCUGAAGGCGUUGACCUGCACGCUGCCCCCGCAGCUUCACUGUUGCAGCGUGCAGCAGAUCGGCGAGGUGGCUUGGGCGCUGGCAGUGCUGCGCUUCCGCUCUGCGCAGUGUUUGGCAGCGCUUCACGGCGAAGCAUGUUCCCGACUUCGCGACUUCCAGGCGGAGUCACUCUCUCAUGUCCUGUGGUGCUUGGACUGCUUCGGCCAGCAGGAGAUGUACCUGGAGCUUGCCAACCGGGUUGUGGACGCCUUUGAUUUGGGUCAGCCAGAGAACCACCUGCUAGCGUACAGCUGUUUGUCGAUCUCGUGUCAAGGCCAACUCGAUCACAUCCUGCAGCCACUGGCAACGGACCUGGCAAGGCUGGCAGGCAGCGACGAUAUGGAGAUCUCCAUCCGUGCGCAACACCUGGGCCCGGUGCAUACAGCACGUGUGCUUUCCUCUCUGGGCGUGCAGGUGAGUUCGGGGUCUUCGUCUUGGGCACGUGCUGCUCUGUGCGUGGUGCAAGAGAUCGAGGGCUCGAGCCCGGUUCCCAUGGAGAAGGCAAAAGUGCCCGUGGUAGAUGCAGACAGCUACGCCCAGAGCCUGGCGAAGUUUGGCGUGGACAACUUUGGCAAAAUCGGAGGUCGUUGCUUGCUGAACCAGCUCGGAAUUGGACGCUUGGAGGACCGCUGGCUUGCAGAGGUGAAGAACUUCAUCGCUGCCUGGUCACAAGGUGUUGGACGAUCACCUUUGGAUUGGAAAGCUCAGACGGCACAUCGGCGGAUUUAUGCCUUUGCGGAGUUUCACUUCACUUCCCUCCACGGGAGGGUUCUGCUGGAAGGUACCCUGUUCCAGCUCAAUGGCCUAUGGGCGGAUCCGGAGUGUGCUCGCCGACCGUGGCUUUGCGCGAUUCCCCUGCCAAUUAGCAAAUGGGUGGACAGGACACUGUGUGCUGAGUUCCAGCUGCUUGGGGAGGUCUGUGAGAUGCUGAACCGCUCCGGCAUAGAUUUGACCUCCCCCGAGUUGCGCUACUCGGUGAAAGGCUGCCUCAACCUGUAUCUCUCAGAGCCGUCCUGCGUCUCAUGCAUUGGUGCCAUGCGGCAGUUUCAGACAAUGCUGCCAGGAGUGGACCUGUUUGUGGAGGCCGGCAGUGACCCAGUCCAGGACUCUGGAUGACCAGCUACACUUGCAGUGUUCUGGCCGGAGCAUGCGAUUAAUUUGUAGCAAGAAUCGAGUUCGCAGUCAGCCAAGUCAGAGCACAUGACACGCGCAGGAUGGCCAACUUGGAUUCCGAUCGGCAAGAGGUUUGUGGAGCAUGUUCUACUGCGAAUGCUGGGCUUCAAGCAGCGAGAUUCGCAAUAGGGGCCAGCUAUUAGCUGAACUUCUUCAAGCAAAAGUCACAGGCAAGAAAUCUAAGAAGUGCGACGUGCCUGGCUACCGAGAUUUGCUUCUCCAAGACAAUUUGCUGCCUUGGGCCAUGGCUGGCAGGUCUUCGGAAGGGUCGAAGGCCGAGAAGCCUUGAGGAAUGGUUUGGUGACAGGAGAGAACGUUAGAUGCAGGACAAAACAAGGUGCAGUAGCAACGCGCUGUUGCGCCCUGCUCCUCAAGCCGCUCCUCGAGCCACCCAAGACGGUGCGCGCAAGGCGGAAGACUACGGCUUGCUGAUGAUACGCUUGGACUGCUAUGUGCCGCUGAACGGUGUAGCCAGAAGCUUUCAUCGAAGCCCUGCAGGAGGAAUUGGCAGCGCAUGCUUUGCUAAGAAACGUCAAAUUAAAAGCUCGUUCCACAAAACAAAUUGCGUCGCUGUCCUGCCUUGAGGUGCUUCAGUGGGUUGAGGCCCUUCCAGUGCAAGUUGUGCACCUGGAUCUCAGCAAGAACGGGAUGAUGGUUUCCUGCACGAAUUGGGGAGCAGGUGAUUCUCGAUGAGAACCGAGUAGUUAACAGCAGUGGGUCCAUGUUGGCUCAAAGUAUUUCAUGAGGAGAACUUUGUCCAGCAAUCCCAUCAACAAGGCUGUCUAAGUCAUGGAGCAGCGCCAGCACCUGCAGUGGGGUGGUGCCAAAGCUCGGGAGGCUGUGAAGAACAACAAGGAUUGGUCCCUCGAUUUUUUUUAAAUGGGACUUCGCCGCUGCUCUGAGCGUCCCUUUGUUUUGUCGAAGCGUUGUGAUGAAGGGAGAUGUUUCUGGAAAGGAUCCCGACAUGAGCAGCGGAAACCUUGUCUCUCAUUGCUGCGGGGAUCGCAUCGCAUGGCUGUGAAAAGGCGCGAAAAAGACGUGUAGUUAGUAUGCGCGCUGCUACUGGUCGCCGAGACGCUAGGACUUCGGUUGGACCUGUUGUCCGGCAUCCACACGCUGCGUGAUGAAGCUGACAUUGUACGCGAAAUCAUUUGGCGCGAGGGCCGCGAAAAACAAUUCUCCGCAAGCAUCCCCGAGUCGAUCGCCGCAGCUUCGAGGUGCUGCGCGUGAGGCGUGAGUCUAGCCAGGCUCAGGUGUCGUCGGUCAAACAUGAGUUCGAAGAUGAAGAGGAGGAAGAAUUGCAAUUCACGCAGAUCAACAUCGGUUGAUAAGAUAAGUGCAGAGAUGGCCCGCCCUUGGCGACGCUAAUUGAGGACCUGUGUCACGGCGUUGUUGAUCCACGUGGCUGUUCUUGCGCUUGGAGUGCUGCAAAAGUGGUCAAGGCCUGAGCAUAGGUACCUGUAUUUCUCAAAUUAAAUGACAAACGGCUGUAUUGCCUGAAGCAAUACUGCAUGGGUCAAGGCAAAAGUGUUUGCUGGGACAGGUGCUCACGAAUGUCACAGCCAGGCAUGAGAGACAACGACAUUGUAAUCCGGGGUUGGGGUCAGCCCACCUUGGAGAGAGCGGCGCGCUAGCGGCUGACAUCCUCCGAUGCUGGCGUUCAAGAAUGCGCUUGCGACGCUUGGGUCGUCAGCUGAACUCACUUGCGUGACUCUCAAUGGGCAACCUGCUGGGAGGAACUUGCCGGGGGGGCGCUUCGAGCGGUGUGAUGUUGCUGCUGCAAGCAGGCGGAGCGCUGGCGACGUGCUCACUGGCUUGUCGUUGCAUUCUCCGGCA
Effrenium voratum is the source of this 3456-nucleotide messenger RNA. Lineage: Eukaryota; Dinophyceae; Suessiales; Symbiodiniaceae. The record is from the annotation of a GenBank genome assembly.